Mesorhabditis belari is the source of this 1059-nucleotide messenger RNA. The record is from the annotation of a GenBank genome assembly. NCBI's taxonomy places the organism in Eukaryota, Metazoa, Nematoda, Chromadorea, Rhabditida, Rhabditidae.
AUGCCUCCUCCACCGCCACCCCCACCUCCGCCUCCACCAGGUCCUCCACCACCACCAGGUCCCCCGCCACCUUCUAAGGCUAAUACAGCUCCAGCGGGUGAUGGUCGAAAUGCAUUGUUGGCUGAUAUUCGGGGAGGCGCAAGAUUAAAGAAGGUUCAAACUAAUGAUCGAUCUGCUCCAACGUUAGGUGGAAAAGCAGCAGCUACUAGUUCGGGAAGUGGUGGACCAAGACCUGGAGGCGCCCCUGGACCAAGUGGCAUGGGUCCUUCGAAACCCAGUGGAGCACCUAUGGGAUUAGGCGGUCUCUUCGCGAAUGGUAUGCCAUCAAAACCAAGUGAUGCUAAACAGAAAAAAUUUGGUGGUACUACGCAACCAGCAGGAUCAGCUAUGACACCAUCAAAUACAGCUCCUCAACCAUCAAUUAUGCCAAAUGCAACGAUUGUUGCAAAAUCAAGUGGACUACCAGCGCCACCACCAAUGCUCAAUAAACCAAGCGUGAAGUCUAACGGGCCGCCGGCUCCUCCAGCACAAACUAAUAAGCCAAGCUUUGGAGGAGGAGCAACUUCGCGGGAACAAUUUCGUACUAUGAGACCAAUGCCAACUCGUCAGGAUACUCCACCAGUGCAACGAAGCGGUAGCUCAGAGGAGAUUUCUUCACGUGAGACUACACCGGCACGAGGAGCUCCCAUAAAUCUGCAACGGCCUCAAGCAGCUCCGCCAUCUAGGCCUCAAGCUCCGCCACCACCUCCACCACCAGCUUCAAAUGGAAUGGGCAAUCAAAAAUCUGCUGCACCUCCACCACCUAUGCCAUAUAGUUCAAUACCAAUAAUUCGACCGGAAGAUCUGGCACCCCCUGCACCGCCACCAAGAGUUGCUAGCAGAGGCGCUGCUCCGACUCCACCUAACACUAUUUUCCAGUAUACACAGACGCUUGCAACGGCCACUACUGGAGUAAAGCAUGCGAUCGUUUCGGGCCAUCCACUUGAUCGUUUCAAAUUUGUGCCAUUGGAGCGGUUGCCACCUCCGCCAUUCCCGUCAACUAAUCGGCAAAUCUACACA